Messenger RNA from Cladocopium goreaui, 931 nucleotides. The record is from the annotation of a GenBank genome assembly. NCBI's taxonomy places the organism in Eukaryota, Dinophyceae, Suessiales, Symbiodiniaceae.
CAAUUCUGGGCUGAGGAAGGUGAACAUGAACGGAUAUUCGGCAGACCCUUCUGGAGGCAUUAUGGGCUUCAGAGCAUGCGUGGCGACAGUUGGCUGGAUUCCAGCGACAAUCCUCAACAUUGUUCUUCCAGUAGUAGCCGUUUGGCGAGGUGAUGUUGCGCUGCCCAACGUGAUGCUGUCUGAUGUGAUGGCUUCGGGCCCAUUGUAUGAAGCUGUCUACACCUGGGGAUUUUCACUCUCCAUGAUUUGUGUGUGCUUUGUUUUCCGUGAAGCUUCAACAUUUUGGCGACAGAAGCUCCCAUCGAUGGCUCCAGAUGUGGACCGCUUCGUUUUCAUGCUCUAUGCUCUUUGUGCGCCGUGCUUGCUGGGGUUGGUUGCCUUUCAGUACAAACACGAUUUGUCUUUACAUCGCGAAGACCUUUGGGCUCUGAUCUAUGACUUCGACUUUUUGCUGUGGGCUCUUCAUGUGUUCCACACUUCAGUCUUCUUCCUGACCUGUUGUGCUAUGGCUUACAUCUAUGGGCUUCGACUCAGUCCAGCUCUUGAUGCCUCUGGACUUACGCACCCAUCCGACAGAUUUUGGCGAAGUUCUGGAUCUUGGUGCAUCUUGAUGCUUACGCCUGUCGGUGUGGUGGUGCGAUUUUUCCAUCUCUUCUCGGGACGGCUCUAUGGGGUAUUCUCCUGGUAUUGGUCGAGGCUUUGCAGGGACUUGAAAGGGGCUUUCUGUUUGGGUUGCUCCAAAAGUGUGUGUGUGUACCAUCUGAAUAGAUGUAAAACUUCUGAUUAUUGCAGGGCCGCUGGGGAACGUUGCAGUCAGCGGCCAAUGAAGACGCUGCAAUGUUCCUGUGAAAACGUACCUGCAUAUCUAUCUAUCUAUCUAUCUAUCUAUCUAUGUAUGUAUGUAAGUAUGUAUGUAUGUAUGUAUGUAUAG